Molecule: messenger RNA, 900 nt
Organism: Trachymyrmex cornetzi
Lineage: Eukaryota; Metazoa; Arthropoda; Insecta; Hymenoptera; Formicidae
Exons: 5
Coding region: 1-873 (290 amino acids)
Molecular function (GO): DNA binding
Source: RefSeq, a predicted model, not a curated record
AUGCUAGUGGAUGAGUGUCAUACUAGAUGGACAAGGCUAAGGGAGCGUUAUUCGCGAGAGAAGAAACAAAAACAAGAAGAAACGACAACCGGAAGCGGAGUUUCAAAGCGAAAGACCUUCGAAUUUUUCGAUAACAUGCACUUCUUGGAUCCUUUCGUCAAAAAGAGAAGGACGAUGACAAACGUACAAAGAAGAAAUGUGUCUCCAUCAGCAAGAUACUGCAAUCUUAAAAAAAACUUUGGCGCAAAAAAUGAAAAAAAUAAUUUAUUGCAGAAUUCCUCAAACGUGCAAAUAAGUACGCCUCCGUCAACAGGAUACAGUCUUGAACAAAACUUUGGCGCAAGCGGUGAAAAAGAAAACCUGUCUCCUGCGAACGUGACUACCUCAAUUAGACAGGUUUCAAUAGAUUGCAAUCCAAAUUCACGGCAAAAUAUAUUUAAAGAGGCUAGAUUCGACUCAGACAGUAAUGAAGUAGUUCCACGAACUUUUUCGCCUUCGCUAUCAUCAUCACUCUCUAAAACACCGUCUCCAUCUCCUGUAGUAUCUAUUGAAAAACAAACAGAUUCAUCUAACAUCCGUUCAUCUGAUUUUGAGAGAAAAAACGCCUCCGAUUUUGAGAAACAAAAUUUGAGUACAUUGCGGAUAAAACCAAAAGGAAAGUCUGAACAGGAUCUUCUACAGAAUACAAUUUGUAAAGUUACCUCUUUACUCGAGAACAAAUACUCUACAACUUCAUCGACGCUAUCUAUCAACUCGGAAGUACAAGAAGAUUUGACUUUUUGUCAGCUUAUACUAUCUUUACUUAAAAAUUUACCCCAAUCUGAAAAAACAGAAAAAAAGAAGCAAAUAUUGCGAAUUAUAUAUGAUCUGUAAAAGUAUGAUCAAACUCCUACUGUUCAA